AUGUUAGAACAAGUGACAAAAGAUUACGCUGCGUACUUUAAGUUGGAUGUGUCAGAAGGCUUGGAAACAGUGCAAGAAGUUAUUGACAAUAUGAUAACAAGACUGGAGGAACUUACUAGUGUAGUGCAUAUGAUAAAGUUAAAAAACAGUGAUUGCAAUUCAUCUGUGUCUGAUGAUAUUAAUAGAUACAGAGGCGAAGUUAAUACAUUAUCCAAGAAAAUUGUAACAUUAAAUGAAGUAAUUGUGAUAUUGCAUCAAAAUGUAGAGAAAGUAGAAACACAAGUUGAAAAAGCGGAGAUUUAUUUCGGUGUAAAUAAUGACAAUAAACUCACAAGCUUACUCAGACCUUUUUUAAAAAAAAAUAAAGAUUUAAUAACAAUGUCUAAUGAGACACCAUCUUUAGAAACACUUACCAUCACAAGUGUUCUGGACAAUUUUGAGAAUAAUAGUUAA
Molecule: messenger RNA, 453 nt
Organism: Parnassius apollo (apollo)
Lineage: Eukaryota; Metazoa; Arthropoda; Insecta; Lepidoptera; Papilionidae
Source: the annotation of a GenBank genome assembly